CACACGCUGUUCUCGCCCGCACCGCCGAACACAGUCAGAGCUCUGGGACUCAAGGAAGUUCAUGUCGAUAGGAAAAUUAAGUGGUGGUCACCAGGCGGCUGUCAUGGUUAUGGCUAUGAGCACUAAUGAUGAAAAUGGCAACGUACUUGUAACUGGCUCCAAGGACCACUAUAUCAAGGUAUUUGGUGUACCGGAAUAUGCUGCGGGCGUUCACACACCUAAAUUCAGCCUUGAUCCUCCGCACUAUGAUGGCAUACAGUCCUUAGCAAUACAUGGUAACUCCCUGUUCAGUGGAUCCAGAGACACCUGCAUCAAGAAGUGGGACCUGGCAGAGAAGAAGUUGAAGUUUUCCAUGAAUCAGGCUCACAAAGACUGGGUGGAGGCUCUUCAGCUGCUGCCUGAACAAAAUUGUCUUCUUAGCGGUGGCAGAGAUGGCUACCUCAAGGUGUGGAACUGUGAUAACUGUGCGUUGGUCGGAGAGAUACGAGCGCACAGCAGUCCUAUCAACGCCAUCGCAACCAACUCGUCCGCCAUAUUCACUGCCUCCAAUGACCAGACUAUUGGCGUAUGGAAGCCAAGAAACAACCUCAGCGCACUUGUGAUGGAUGCUGGAGAGGAUGAGAGAAUCGCAUAACGUUGCCUGUCGUUUGCUCUUGUGAUUCGAUGUGAAAAACGUUUGCGAGCAAAUGUCGGCGACAUUUUCACGUUGAGAAUCGUGUGUGAACAUGUGCCUAUACUAACAAACGAUCAUGCACUACCAAUUGUAAGGUUAGUGGGGGUUGGUUACUGUUGGGGGGUUCUAAGUGUUUUUUUUUUCUAUAACCGACAAAUGGUAGGAGCCUGUGGUAAAGGGAUCAAAAUCAAAACCCAGUGUAUAUAGCCUGCGCGAAAGCCUAUUAUGCAAUGUGUAAAAACGUCAAAGAAUGAUAAUAAUUGUACAGUUGAUCGAAUAAUGAAAUUGAUUUAUAACUCUUUGCUUUCUCCUCUAACAAAGUAACUAUAUGGUGACCACUAUGAACAUUCCGCAAUAGUUUUCUAUGGGUUGAUAGAGCAGCACGUUGUCUGUGCUAGCGUUAUUAGCGUCAUCACACAUUCCACUUGGUCCUUGAGCAUUCAGAAAGGAACAUACGCCGACGUUACGCUAGGUGCUAUUGUGUGCUGUAGUAUAUAUGCCAUCAAGCAGAUCUGCAGAACGUAGUGUGGUGUUAACAUGAAUAAAAGAGAUUUCAACACUAGAUGCGACUACACAGUGAACAGUAGGAAUAUAUUUGUUCUCGUUAUGAGCAUAUAGCAAUAAGCAUCACGUGACGUGUGACAAAGGAACGACUAUUUUUCUCUCUUUGUAAUUUGACGACAGAUUUGCGAUAUAUUGAAUAAUAGCAUCCCAUUAUAGGGAUUCGCUAGGUUGACUUUACUCACUUAUAGUAUAGUACAUUCAGACUAACAUGUCUUCGUAUUAAGUUACGUAUCUAUCAGCCUGGUGAGAAGUGAGAUGUUGCAAACUUUUGGAAACUCAUUGAAUUUCAACCCGCUGUAGUAGUUAUAGAAGAGAUUUUCGUAAGGGAAACGUUCUGUGUACUUUCUACGUAUAAUUAUAUGUGGUAUCCAUAAGUCAGGCAGCUAUAUUCUUCCGGUACAACAGACAUGAGAGGUAUGUUUAGAGUGCUAUGCAUCUGAUAAAUACAUGGGGAUACGAAACAAAAUGGCUGAUUAGUGAAAGCGUGCGACGACGGUUUUCUGCUGUAAGCGUGCUACCUUCACACAGAGUAACAUAUCACUAUCAGUUUUGUUUUGUAUUUUUAUAUCGCCCAACAACAUGCUCUGUUCCCUGCAUCAUGGUUGUUAUCGUACUUGUAACUCCCUCCACAUUGAAAAGCCGUAAACAUCCUAUAUAAUAGGAACAUUAGUAGUGGUCUUUCAUAAUAAAGUAAUUUAUUGGUUUACAUUA
Priapulus caudatus is the source of this 1948-nucleotide messenger RNA. Its product is annotated as kinesin-like protein KIF21A. Gene Ontology annotation, molecular function: protein binding. The transcript has 6 exons. NCBI's taxonomy places the organism in Eukaryota, Metazoa, Priapulida, Priapulimorpha, Priapulimorphida, Priapulidae. The record is from RefSeq and is a predicted model, not a curated record. The coding region runs from base 62 to 634 and encodes 190 amino acids.